This is a messenger RNA of Perca flavescens (yellow perch), 4258 nucleotides long. RefSeq names its product potassium voltage-gated channel, subfamily H (eag-related), member 4b (gene kcnh4b). Gene Ontology annotation, biological process: regulation of membrane potential; potassium ion transmembrane transport. NCBI's taxonomy places the organism in Eukaryota, Metazoa, Chordata, Actinopteri, Perciformes, Percidae. Gene Ontology annotation, cellular component: plasma membrane. Gene Ontology annotation, molecular function: voltage-gated potassium channel activity. The record is from RefSeq and is a predicted model, not a curated record. The coding region runs from base 226 to 3282 and encodes 1018 amino acids. The transcript is spliced from 13 exons.
GAAUCUUGCCUUUUAUUAGCUAGCUAUAUUUUCAACCGCUUGCACAUUCUAGAUCAAUGCUGACGUUAUUUUUAACUGCAGGUAACCAUAGCAUCAGCACUUGAUCCCUUAUGCCAGUUGGCUAGUUUAGCUAAGAUUCGGAUGUAACAAAAAACAAAAACAAACUAAAAACCUAGCUAGCUUAACAAUAACGCUAACGUAAAUUAAACUCUCUACAUAGAAAAAAUGGGGGAAAAAAAGUCACGUUUGACAAUGUGGAUUCAGAACAUGACUGACAGGCCUUCGGUACCAGAGUACAAGGUGGAAGCAGUGCAAAAGUCGCGCUUCAUUGUGCUCCACUACAGCGUGUCCAAAGCCCUGUGGGACUGGCUUAUUCUACUGGCCACCUUCUAUGUGGCUGUCACCGUACCCUAUUACGUCAGCUUCAUGGAAUACAAUAGCACUGAGGCACUUGAACACUCCUCCAGCAUCAGCGACAUUUCAGUGGAAUUUCUCUUUAUUAUAGACAUUAUCCUGACCUUCCGCACCACCUAUGUGAGCCAGUCAGGGCAGGUGGUGUAUGAUGGGCGCUCCAUUUGCCUUCAUUACGCCACCAGCUGGUUCAUUGUGGACCUGUUCGCUGCCUUGCCCUUUGACUUGCUGUAUGCCUUCAACAUCACAGUGUCCUCCCUUGUCCACCUGCUUAAAACGGUACGCCUGCUGCGCCUCUUUCGUCUGCUUCAGAAGCUGGAUCGCUACUCCCAGUACAGCUCCUUGGUGCUGACCAUACUAAUGUCUGUGUUUGCUGUGCUGGGACACUGGAUGGCCUGCAUCUGGUACAUAAUUGGACGCCAGGAUAUGGUUGAUACAAACUUUGAAGUUGGCUGGCUGUAUGACCUGGGCAGACGUCUGGAGACGCCCUACAUUAACAAGACAGCGGGCGGCCCGACAACGCGCAGCGCCUACCUUGCUUCCCUUUACUUUACCCUGAGCAGCCUGACCAGUGUGGGCUUCGGCAAUGUCUGUGCCAACACCGAUGCUGAGAAGAUCUUCUCCAUCUGCACCAUGCUUGUCGGCGCGCUGAUGCACGCCCUAGUCUUCGGUAACGUGACGGCCAUCAUUCAGCGUAUGUAUUCACGGCGUUCUCUCUACCACACACGCAUGAAGGACCUGAAGGAAUUCAUUCGUGUCCACCAUCUGCCCAAGCAGAUCAAACAGCGCAUGCUGGAGUACUUCCAGACCACAUGGUCUGUCAACAAUGGAAUAGAUACCAACGAGCUCCUGCAUGACUUCCCUGAUGAGCUACAGGCUGACAUUGCCAUGCAUCUGAAUAAGGACAUCCUCCAACUGCCGGUCUUUAAGGGGGCUAGUCGUGGCUGCCUGCGCUCGCUCUCCCUCCAUAUAAAAACCUCCUUCUGCGUCCCUGGGGAGUACCUCAUCCGUCAGGGUGACGCUCUGCACGCCAACUACUUUGUCUGCUCUGGAUCCCUGGAGGUGCUGAAAGACAGCAUGGUGUUGGCAAUAUUAGGAAAAGGGGACCUGAUUGGGUCGGACCUGCCUGGAACAGACCAGGUGAUCAAGACCAAUGCUGAUGUGAAGGCGCUGACCUACUGUGACCUCCAGUAUAUCAGUGUGCGUGGUCUGAGAGAGGUGCUGGAUCUCUACCCCGAGUACGCCAGCGUGUUUGACUCUGACAUCCACAAUAACCUCACCUACAACUUGCGUGAGGGCAGCCAGGACGAGGGCCUCAGCAGGUUUUCACGUUCACCCAAGCCUCAUCACGAAUCCAGGCUCUCCUCUAUCAUGGAAACAAAGGGGGAUGACCCUGAGGACUCCUUCCACCUCUCUCCGGUUACCCACUCCCGUCGCAACCUCCUGCUGCCCAACUUCACCAGCCCUGUUCGCCGUACCUCCCUGGGGAACCUCCUGGGGGAUGAGUUGCGGCAGUUCAAUGCCCUGCGACACUGCCGUUCACCAAUCAUCAGCCGCGUCCACGAGCAGAGAUCAUCGCCUCAGCCACCGUCGAAAAAAGAGCACGGCUUCCAUAAUGUCACCCCUGCCUCAACUUCAGCUCAGGGAGUGUUGGGGGCUUCGCAAAAGCCUUCAAAGCUGCUUAUCCCAACUGUCACCUGCUCUGCACCCCCAGAUCUCAGUCCCAGGGUUGUAGACGGCAUCGAAGACAAUGGACACGCGUUCCACUUCAACGUGGAGCACAGCAGGCCUAAAGCCAACACGGGAGGCAGCGCCCAAGUCUCCACACAAGCGAAUGUAACUCUGCUGCUGGAGACGGAAGACGUCAAACAGAGCAUCAGUCAACUCAACCAAAAGAUGGGCACAUUAAACCAGGAAGUAUCCGAGCUCACAAAGAGCCUGCACCACAUGAUGCAUCUCCUCCAGGCCCACUUGUCUGUGCAUCACUACAAAGCCUCCCUCCCCUCGUGCCCGUGUGGCAUCCAAAUGGUGUCCGGCCCUCCCACAGCCACCAACACCGACGUGCCCUUCAACCCAGCUUCAGCCUACCACCUCCAUAACGAUCUGGGGAGCCACGAAGGCCCCAGCUACCAAAGUGACCCACCCGCUGGCUCCUGGAGCUACAGUGGAGCUCCUGAAACCCAAACAGAGAGCCACCACCGGUCUCAAUCCUGUGGUCCACCUGUCAACUCCUGUCCGCCCCUCUCUGCUAACUCUGCGUCCAGUUUAGACCUGUUGUGUCACAGCUCUAAGAGAUUGACCACAAAUCUGUGGAUCAGCCCGUCUCUUCUUAGCAUCAGCGCAGGCUUCCAGGGUGGGAGUCCGGACCUUGCACCUCAUGCUGGGCAUGAGGACUUUGACAACAGGCCUCUCAGUGCUAGCGCAAGCACCAUCAGCCAGUCCCAGCCCACUUUGUGCCUGCAGCCUCCCAGUGAUAGUGAUGAAUACUCGUCGUACUCGUCAUCACACAGCCUGCUGGACUUGCCACCCAAUUCUUACCCCCCAUCUCUGCCUGCCCUAUCACAAGCCUCCCAUUGUGUUCUGAUGUCUGCUCCAACAUCUCAUAAUGUGAUCCAGGACGCAUCUAUCUUCCAAAUCGAGGACUCAAACCCCUCAAUCUAUCCUCCUACAUUGCCAGGCAUCCCUCUUGGAUCCUCGCUGGAUUCAGGAUCACUGCAAUCAGAUGGUAUCGAGCCCCACCUUCCACUGGGCGACCCAUCUGCCAUAGAACACACCGGUCUGGAGUGCCUACUGGGGAACGGGGGGUCUAUGGAGAGCAGGGACAGUGAGAGUGAGUCAUCACAUCGCAGUCGUGGUGCCUGGACCUCAUAGAUUAAAAAAGUUAUAGACAUGCAACUUCUUACAGUGUUUAAAGAGACCCUGCUGGAGAUUGUCAGUGUGUGCUGUAGUCCUCCUCCUUAAUUCCUGGGCUCUCAUAUUCAUCACCCCACACAAUUUACUCAAUUUCUAUGCAAAAGCAUGUAUUUUGUGCAUUAUCUUGGAUUUACUAAAGUGUGUCUUUAAAAAAGAAGAGUUCCAGUAUAAACUGUAUAUUUUUUCCAACAUCCUCAGAGCAAUUUAUUGUUGAUAAUAUCUGUUACCUCCUUGCAUGGUAAAGUUGUUAAUUCUUUUUCCUAAGGAAAAGGUUUCCAAAUUAAUGUGUAAGCAUUCUACAUGACAACCUGUUGAUUGUGUACACAGAAACUGUAUUUGUAAGGCAGACAGGUCAGAGUGGUUGGAUGUUUUAAUAUGCGGACAAACAAAAAUGUGUUACCUAAAAGGGGAAUAGAUUAUUUGCAUCACACAGUGUAGAUUGGUAAUUGUUUUUAAAUGUUUUUCUCAUUUCAGCAUUUUUUAUUUGUGAGUUCUUGGACUAUAUGAAUAUCUAAUAUCCAAACUUCACUAAGCAGUACAUCAUUUAUGAUUUCAAUUAUAAUUCCAUUGAACAUCUCCAGUUUGAUGCUCUCCUUAAGAUUCUUCAUGAGAUUUAAAUAAAUUUUUUGAAGGCAUUAAAUAUAGCACUGUGAAGUAGGUUUAAUCGCUCUCUCCACAAAAUAAAGGUAUGAAAGCUUGAAAAUUCCUUUGUCAAGGAUCUACAAUUCUAUAAACAUAGCUCCAUAUAAAUUAAAUGUAAAUAAAUACAUAUGUAGCAGAAAAGAGGGUCCCAUGAAAAAUUCAGUCAUUUAUUUACACAAUAUGAAUGGCUCCUGGUAAAAAACAACAAGAACUCAUGAUACUCAUACUAUAUUCAUUCAAUUGUUCUGUUUGGCUGACACAAUAAAGUAUGCAAAAAUGUAUGAAAGUGUAA